This is a messenger RNA of Otolemur garnettii (small-eared galago), 1659 nucleotides long. RefSeq names its product cytochrome c oxidase assembly protein COX11, mitochondrial. The transcript has 4 exons. The coding region runs from base 135 to 971 and encodes 278 amino acids. Gene Ontology annotation, cellular component: mitochondrial inner membrane. Gene Ontology annotation, molecular function: copper ion binding. The record is from RefSeq and is a predicted model, not a curated record. NCBI's taxonomy places the organism in Eukaryota, Metazoa, Chordata, Mammalia, Primates, Galagidae.
CGACUACACGCGCUGCCACCUGAAGAGUCGGGUAGCCAAGGCAGCGGGCGGCUCAACGCAGUUAUCGCGAGACAGAGCAAGCCUCGCGAGAACUGACUUCCGUCCCUGACAGGCCGACGUUCUUUCCGGGGGAUAUGGGAGGGCUCUGGCGGCCGGGAUGGAGGCGCUUCGUAUUCUGUGGCUGGCGUUGGAGCCACCCUGGGUCCCCGGCUGCGGACAGAGUAGAACCGUUUCUUAGGCCACGGUGGAAGGGGACAGCAGAUGCCGAAUGGAGCGCUUCCACGUCCCUGAGGCGGCUCGGGACGUGGAAGCGCUGCAGCCCUCGAGGUCGGAGCCCGGCUGUGCAGCCGCCGCGGCGGCCGAAGGGCACGAACCCUUUCACUCGCGCGCAGGAGGAGGACUGGCGGCGGCGGAACAAGACGGUCCUCACGUACGUGGCCGCGGCCGCCGUGGGCAUGCUGGGGGCGUCCUAUGCUGCGGUGCCCCUCUAUCGCCUUUAUUGCCAGGCUACUGGACUUGGAGGAUCAGCAGUUGCAGGUCAUUCAUCAGACCAGAUUGAAAACAUGGUGCCUGUUAAAGAUCGAAUAAUUAAAGUUACCUUUAACGCAGAUGUGCAUGCAAGUCUCCAGUGGAAUUUCAGACCUCAGCAAACAGAAAUAUAUGUAGUGCCAGGAGAAACUGCACUGGCGUUUUAUAAAGCCAAGAAUCCUACUGACAAACCAGUAAUUGGGAUUUCUACAUAUAAUGUUGUUCCGUUUGAAGCUGGACAAUAUUUCAAUAAAAUACAGUGCUUCUGUUUUGAAGAACAAAGGCUUAAUCCCCAAGAGGAAGUAGAUAUGCCGGUGUUUUUCUACAUUGACCCUGAAUUUGCUGAAGACCCCAAAAUGGUGAAUGUUGAUCUUAUCACUCUUUCGUAUACUUUUUUUGAAGCAAAAGAAGGAUACAAGUUGCCAGUUCCGGGCUAUAAUUGAUGGUGGCAACUAAGUCUUUUGUGAUUUUUGAAAAAUCAUGUAUCCUGCCUUCUUUGAGAAGAAAUAUUCUACAAUAAUGUGAAGCCUAUUUUAAAUGGUUCUACUUGCUUUAUUUCCCUUAUUUUACCCCCUUAAAAGGAUAACCUGUUAAUUACCUUAAUUACUGUCCUAUAUUCUAAAUAGACAUAAGAGUUUAAUGAGAAUUCAACCAAAUUAUUUAAUAUUAACACUUCAUAUUUAUGGCAAUGAAUUUGAGAAUUUAAAAAAAGUUUAUCUGUUUCAGGUCAUAAGCCAGAACUUCUGACCAUGUCUAUUGUCAUGUCUAAAAUAGUUGGUUGCUAUUUUUCUCAGUGUGAAUGGUCACUAUUUUCAAAGUUCAGAGUAGGAGUCACUAAUCCCUAACAGCUUCCUCAAAGAUUUACAUUCUUAUUUCAAAUUUAACUUUAUUUUUCCUUUAAGAACUACAGCUAUUUUAUAUUCAGAGUUCUUAAUAAUUAUUUAGAAAUUAUGGUAACAUGAAAUUGAAAUAAAAUACAUAUAUACUGAGCUGCUAGCAUUUACUAUCAUAGUCGUAAGCCUCUGAAUGUUAAAAUGUGGGUGGGGGGGGUUUGUGAAGAUUUGCUGACAUCAAAAGUUCUUCUGGGAACAAACUGUGUAAAAAAGAUGUAUUAAAUUAUUUUAAUAGCAA